AUGAAUGAAAAUACAUGUAGGUCAAUUGAACAAAUAUUCGAAGGUUCCACAUUUAAUAAAUCUGAAAGAAAAAAACUGACAUUUGAAAAUGAAAAACUUAAUUUAUUUUUCGAAAAUGGAAUAAUUAAUUACAGUUUAAUAGAACUAGUAGGAUCUCCAGGAAGUGGAAAAACACAAUUUGCUCUUACUUUGUGUGCAGAACAAUUGAUCAAAAUAAAUAAAGAAAAAAAGGAAGAUAUUGUUUUUUAUAUUUAUUUUAAUAGAACUUUUCCAAUACAAAGACUUACAACCAUAAUAGAGAAUAAAUUGAAAUUCAACGAAAAUAAUUAUACCAAUUAUUAUAUAGACGAAAAAAAAACAAAUGCAAACAAGUUGCCAAAUGCAAAUCAUAUUUAUUCAAAAAAAUAUAAUAUAAACCAAAAUGAACAAGAAAAUCUCUUUUCAUUUAAAACAAAUAAAAAUGACAUUGUAAGAAAUUUAUUAGCAAAUUUAUAUAUUCAAAAAAUACAUGACGAAAAUGAAUUUUUUUCAUUAUUUCAAAAAAAUAUACAUAGUAUUCUCAAAUAUAAUAAAAUUUCAUUACUUGUAAUUGAUUCAUUUAAUUCUAUACUUAAUGGAAAUGAAAAUUUAGAUAGUUAUAAAAAAUAUCAACUAUAUAUUAAAAUGUCUUUAAUUUUAAAACAAAUAUCAUAUGAAAAUAAUAUCUUUAUUAUAUUAAUUAAUAGUUCAAAUAUUAACAAACAUUACUCAGAUUUCUCUUUUAACAUUUCCGAUUUUAUUAUCAACUCUUCAUGUUCAAACACAGUUAUUAUUUUUAAAAAAACAAAAAAAAAUAAUGAACAAGUCAGAAAAAUGUUUAUUAAAUGUUCAGAAUUUUUACGAAUGUAUAAAACACUUACAUUUCAGAUCACUGACUCAGGUGUUGAGGCCCUAUGA
Plasmodium yoelii is the source of this 936-nucleotide messenger RNA. RefSeq names its product conserved Plasmodium protein, unknown function. Lineage: Eukaryota; Apicomplexa; Aconoidasida; Haemosporida; Plasmodiidae. Bases 1 to 936 code for a protein of 311 amino acids. The transcript has 2 exons. The record is from RefSeq and is a predicted model, not a curated record. Gene Ontology annotation, molecular function: four-way junction DNA binding. Gene Ontology annotation, biological process: t-circle formation; double-strand break repair via synthesis-dependent strand annealing; resolution of mitotic recombination intermediates. Gene Ontology annotation, cellular component: Rad51C-XRCC3 complex; replication fork.